Molecule: messenger RNA, 3549 nt
Organism: Seminavis robusta
Lineage: Eukaryota; Bacillariophyta; Bacillariophyceae; Naviculales; Naviculaceae
Source: the annotation of a GenBank genome assembly
AUGUGUUGGAAAUGUCAUAUUCUUGUCCUUCUUUGCCUCCUGGCCCAUAAUGUGGUCUCAGCCCAGUACCAUGUCAUCAGCCGGGAGGAAGUAGAUGAAGUUGCUGCCCAAGCUACCAACAUUUCCAGUGACAGUGGUAACAAUACUUUGGAGGACCAAAAUGAGGGCCCUUUUGAUUCCGAGCAACCUGGUGUUGGCCAGCGAUGUGGACGUUUGAGGACUUGUGAAGAAGGGCUUACUUGCUCCAAUGACUUUUCUGUCCUUAGAAAGAGGUGCUUCCCUGACAGGGCAUGUCUAGAGCAGGUUGUGAGCAGCUUUCGAUUGGAUCUUGAUGUCUGGAAAGAAUCCAUUUUCACUCGUGCCAAUAUUGAUGAGAGUGACCUUGUUGAUGCAGCCCUUGAUGCUCAGAACCCUGAAGAGUUCCAGCAGAGUGCAACAUGUCUUCGCUUUCUGGAUGCAUUCAAUGCCCAACCACCACCUCAACUCGCUUCAUUGCAAGAAGCUGCCAAUGACUGUAUUCCCAAAGCACCCAGCACUGGUGGAACAGUUGUCUACAUGGGACUUCAUAUUGAACUGAGUGUACUUCUAGACCUUGCCAUGUCUGUUUUCUCAGCCCUUGGAGACAAUACAAAACCAACAGGAUUCAUCCGAGGAACCUUUGGAGCUGAACUGGGUGCAGGAGCUGAAGUCUCCGGGUUGCUUGGAUUUGCCUUUACUGGAACCACACAGGAUAUUGUGGGAGGAUCAGUUGUGACCGACAUUGAUACAGUAGUUGGAGCUGGUAUUGGAAGUGCUUUGGUGUCAAAUCUCAAUGGACUCUAUUCCCUGGAGUUUACUUUAGGUGGAGGCGUUGGUGGUGGCUUUGGUAUUGGAUAUGGCAUCACUUCCCCAUUGAAUGGAUCCAACCAGCCAACAAUCUCCCCGAGCACAUCCCCGAGCAGUUCCCCAUCAGUCAGCAAUUUGCCAAGUAUUAGCUCUGCUCCAUCAACCAGUGCUCGGCCCAGCAUUUCCCCAUCAGUCAGCAUGUUGCCAACUAGUACUGCUGCUCCAUCAACCAGUGCUCAGCCCAGUAGCAAGCCUUCUAUCCUGCCUAGCUAUGUUCCAUCACUCAGUGUGCAACCCAGCAAUUCCCCCAGCACUCCCCCCAGCAGCCUCCCUUCUGAUCUACCAAGCUCAUCCCCAAGCAGCAUGCCAAGUGCAAUGCCAUCAGCCCAGCCAAGUGAUGCUCCAAGUAGGACACCCAGCAACACACCUUCAGCUGUCCCUUCAGCUAUCCCUUCAGCCAUCCCUUCAGGCCAGCCAAGCUUGCCCCCAAGCAUCAGUGGAAGUGCAUUACCAUCACUCCAGCCCAGUGCUGCUCCUAGUAGGGCACCCAGCAGUGCCCCUUCUGCUUUGCCAAGCUUAUCCCCAAGCAGCAUGCCAAGUGCAUUGCCAUCACUCAUGCCCAGUACUGGUCCUAGCAGCAACCCCAGCAGUGCACCUUCUGCUCUACCAAGCUUAUCCCCAAGCAGCAUGCAAAGUGCAUUGCCAUCAGUCCAGCCCAGUGAUGUCCUAGCAGCAAACCCAGCACCCAGUGAUGGUCCUAGCAGCAACCCCAGCAGUGCACCUUCUGCUCUACCAUCACUCCAGCCCAGUGAUGGUCCUAGUAGCAACCCCAGCAGUGCGCCUUCUGCUCUACCAUCACUCCAGCCCAGUGAUGGUCCUAGUAGCAACCCCAGCAGUGCGCCUUCUUCUCUACCAUCACUCCAGCCCAGUGCUGGUCCUAGCAGCAACCCCAGCAGUGCACCUUCUGCUCUACCAAGCUUAUCCCCAAGCAGCAUGCCAAGUGCAUUGCCAUCGCUCAUGCCCAGUGCUGGUCCUAGUAGCAACCCCAGCAGUGCACCUUCUGCUCUACCAAGCUUAAGUUUGAGCCCCAGCCAGGCUCCUACUAAGCUUUGUUCAUCAACUACACUUUCAAAUGUGUGCAUCCUUACAGAAGCUGGGGAAGAAUUGGACAUUUGUUUUGAUUCUCUGCCACCUGCCACAGGUGAUGUGAUUGUUCAAACUUUUGUCCGGGGAUUUUUGCCAUUCCCCCUCCAGUUCUAUGAUGUAAUUAACCAAGAUGGAUUCUCAUUGGGUAGAAAUAGGGGUGGGGGUUAUUGUGAUGAAGCCUAUGAUCAGACUGAUUUUGUUGUGCCACAGGCCAUAUUCAACUCUUGGGUAGCAACUGGCUUUGUCAGCUUCAUAAUGGAUGCCUCUGGACUUGUGGAACCAAUCGACCCUGCUAUCUGCCUCUUUACGGGGGAUGUGUUCAUCAAUCUGGUCUAUAAUGAUGCCUCAACACCCAGUAUGUCACCAAGUUUAAGUGUCAAUCCUUCAACCAGUUUGCAACCAAGUUCGAGACCAUCUACAAGCUCAGCACCAAGCAUAAGCUCAGCACCAAGCCAAGUACCAAGUACAAGUCCAAGUUUACCACCAAGCAUAAGCUUGGCACCAAGUGUUACCCUCAGCCAGGCUCCUACCAAGCCUUGUUCAUCGACUACAACUUCAAGUGAGGUUUCAAUUACAAUAUCUGGGGAACAAUUGGAUAUUUGUUUUGAUUCUCUGUCACCUGCCACUGGUGAUGUGACUGUUCAAACUUUUGUCAGGGGCGAUGUGAGCUCCACUGAUCAGUACUAUGAUUUAAUUGACCAAGAUGGAAACACCUUGGUUAGGAACAAUGGUGGGGGUGAAUGUGAUGAAGCCUAUCAUCAGACUGAUAUUGUUGUUGCACAGGCCACAUUCAACACUUGGGUAGCAACUGGCUAUGUCAGUUUCAUAAUGGAUGCCUCUGACGACACCGGACCCAUCCCCCUCUUUUACUGCCCCAGUCCAGGGGAAGUGUACAUCAAUCUGGUCUAUGCUGACUCAACACCCAGUAUGUCACCAAGUUUAAGUGUCAAUCCGUCAGUCAGUUUGCAACCCAGCUCAGCACCAUCUACAAGCUCAGCACCGUCCCUAAGCUUGGUGCCAAGUUUGGCACCCAGCCAGGCUCCUACCAAGCCUUGUUCAUCUACUACAACUUCAGAUGUGUGUGAAAUUUCAAUUGCUGGGGAAGCAUUGGAUAUUUGUUUUGAUUCUCUGUCCCCUGCCACCAGUGAUGUGACUGUUCAAACUUUUGUCAGGGGUGAUUUGAGAAGACCCCGCCAAUUUUAUGAAGUAUUUGACCAAGAUGGAGGAUUCUUGGGUGGAAACAGGGGUGGGGGUCGAAUUUGUAGUGAAAUCUAUGUUCAGGAAGAUUUUGUUGUGGCACAGGCCACAUUCAACACUUGGGUAGGAACUGGGUUUGUCAGUUUCAUAAUGGAUGCCUCUGCAAAUGUUGAACCCGUCCCCCCCCUUGCCUGCCCCAUGCCAGGAGAUGUGUUUAUCAAUCUGGUCUAUAAUGACAACUCACCCAGUACAACACCCAGCUCCCAGCCAAGUAUGAAUCCUUCCCUCAGUUUGCAACCUUCCAUGUGUGUGAAAUUUCAAUUGCUGGGGAACAAUUGGAUAUUUGUUUUGAUUCUCUGUCCCCUGCCACCAGUGAUGUGA